Nestor notabilis (Kea) is the source of this 1010-nucleotide messenger RNA. It is a transcript of the gene UBTD2, whose product is annotated as ubiquitin domain containing 2. Gene Ontology annotation, molecular function: protein binding. The record is from RefSeq and is a predicted model, not a curated record. Bases 65 to 637 code for a protein of 190 amino acids. The transcript has 2 exons. NCBI's taxonomy places the organism in Eukaryota, Metazoa, Chordata, Aves, Psittaciformes, Psittacidae.
AGUUGCUCUUGGUCGUAAUCAGCCCUUGAAAAAAGAGAAACCAAAAUGGAAGAGUGAUUACCCCAUGACAGAUGGACAGUUGCGCAGCAAGAGAGACGAGUUCUGGGACACAGCACCAGCUUUCGAAGGUCGCAAGGAGAUUUGGGAUGCCCUCAAGGCUGCUGCACAUGCUUUUGAGAGCAAUGAUCAUGAACUGGCACAAGCAAUCAUUGAUGGUGCAAACAUAACACUACCACAUGGUGCUCUUACAGAGUGUUACGAUGAACUGGGCAACCGGUACCAGCUUCCCGUCUACUGCCUCGCCCCACCUAUCAACAUGAUAGAGGAGAAGGGUGACCUGGAGACUCUGGAUAUUCCUGAUCCCCCACCCAAUUCAGGACACGAAUGCCAGCUCCGUUUGCGCCUGUCCACAGGCAAAGACCUCAAACUCAUGGUCCGCAGCAUGGACACAGUGUACCACAUGAAGAGGCGGCUGCAUGCAGUGGAGGGAGUGGAGCCCAGCAGCCAGCGCUGGUUCUUCUCAGGCAGGCCACUGGCAGACAAAAUGAAACUGGAGGAGCUGAAAAUCCCAAAGGACUACGUGGUGCAAGUCAUCGUGAGCCAGCCCUUAGCAAAUCCCACCCCGGUGGAAAACUGAUUUCUGUUUCUUGUGUAUUGAUUCUUCUAGCCUCCAUCUCUGUCAUGGGGUUUGUUUUCACUGCCCUCUCUUCUUUUGGUUUGUCCUGCUAAUGGCUUAGUUCCAAGAAAUGACCAGCAAAAAUUCCAUCUGUGAUGGAGAGCUGCAAAAACAAAACAUGAAAAUGUAAACUGGCCUUCGGGGUUUGCCUGAUCUCAUGUUUAACACGACAGCAAGCAGCACAGGCCAAGGGCAAAGGAAAGAGCGGGAAGAGGAAGGGAAAAGACAGGAGGUAGAAAGAGGGAGGGAGAAGAUUGUUGUUCACUUAAACAAUACAAAUAUGUAACGAUUCUUCAAACUGUAGGUGGUGUCCUGAUCCAUGGAACCAGAGCAA